This is a messenger RNA of Durusdinium trenchii, 1349 nucleotides long. NCBI's taxonomy places the organism in Eukaryota, Dinophyceae, Suessiales, Symbiodiniaceae. The record is from the annotation of a GenBank genome assembly.
CCCAGGGCCAUGCUCCCAUGGGUUGACAUCGAAUCAGGAUUCACACCAAGGGUUCGCAGGGCGGUUGGGCGGUUUCAAAAGUGCAGCUGACGGGGAGUCACAGAAAAAGCUCAUCAAGUUUUUGUCAGGACGUCAGACUCCAACCCUCCCGAGCCGGAGUGCUGGUAAGAGAAACUUAGUACAAUGUCCAGUCCCAGAAAAGAUAUGAACAUCUUACGUGAUAAUGUCCAGUCCCCUAGUGUAGAGACCAACGAGUAACACGUUUGUUUGCGGAUAUAUGAUUGAACAUGGCCAAUACCGUGGCCAUGAUGUCAGUUCGGUGUCAGUCCGCUCGACCCAAGAGACGCUCCGAGGUCGAGGAGAUCAGCCUACCGAGCUUCUGGUUGGAGCGACCCGUGGAGGGCUUGGUGGUCUACUUGAGGCAAAGCGGAAGCUCAGCCAGUAGUACAGAGGUGCCCGCCUGCGACAGCCCCUAGUUGCCGCUCCAAGGGAUGGGUUGUUUGCUGGUUGCCGUUCCGGGCUUGGUUGGUCCACUGAGCGGGUUGACAGGGUCUACACGGUCGGCAGGUUCGUCAUGUUUAUGAGAAUUCUUUCCAUUUGGUACCUGGCCUGUCGAAAUCGUUGGGCUGUCCAAAACCUACAAAGUGACCCCUUUCUGAAGAAGGGGCAGGUCCAGUCCUCGGUCCUCGAGUUGAGUUUGAGAGCACCGUGGCAGGUAAACAUUCUUCGCUCGGAUGGCUAUGAUCAGUGGCACCCGGAUGCCGAGCAGCCAUUAGCUGCCGGACGCGUGGGACAGCUUCGGGGCCCGGCCGCCAUUUGCGUGGACGCGGUGCUGGAGACGAACCUGGGCGGUGAAACCAUGAAGGAGGUCGAGCCUCAAUGGUGUGUCCGAGCGACCAAAGUUCCGUUCGGGGAGCGUUCGCGGGCCCUGGUGGCCACGGCGAAGAUCGAGGGGGAAGCCUUGGAAAAAGCGCUGAUGUGCACAGCCGCUGUGUCUUUGAAAUUGGAGUUGCAAUCUGCCAAAGCCUCCUCGCUCAACGGUCCAGCGGGCACUCCGAUUGGACGUCUGGCCGUGUCGCUGGGCGCCGCACUGGAUCCGAAGAUCCUGCCGGCUUGCUUUAUGCCAAGCGGUGAAGUCUCUGCAGAGAGCGGAGCUGAUGAAUGCAUCGUAGCCCAGUUGGGGCCUGCGAAGGGUGUGCCUGUGGCCAAGACACUGGAGGACAUCAGUCGGACGCAGCAAUUGUUUGCCAGCUGAAUCGGCCAAGAUGCCGAUGAUGUGACUUCAGACCCCAUCCGUGGGCGUUUUUUUCCUUCAAAGCGAGCUCAAGCGGGUUGGUCAACCAAACGUC